Molecule: messenger RNA, 2105 nt
Organism: Scaptodrosophila lebanonensis
Lineage: Eukaryota; Metazoa; Arthropoda; Insecta; Diptera; Drosophilidae
Product: probable U3 small nucleolar RNA-associated protein 7
Exons: 2
Coding region: 151-1971 (606 amino acids)
Biological process (GO): maturation of SSU-rRNA from tricistronic rRNA transcript (SSU-rRNA, 5.8S rRNA, LSU-rRNA)
Cellular component (GO): 90S preribosome; nucleolus; small-subunit processome
Molecular function (GO): protein binding
Source: RefSeq, a predicted model, not a curated record
UUCGACAGACUGGCCUUCACAGCUGAUUUUGACUUCAAGAAGAAGAAGAAGCAGCACGUGCACUUUGGGCACCGCACUUUCGAAGCGUUUAAUUUAUGCGCAAUUUUUAUUUGUAAACUAAUCUGUAACCAUAAAAUCUUGACCCACAAAAUGUCCUCGGCGAGGGCUACUGGCCGAAAGCGAUAUUUUGAUGCUGCCACAGCAAACGUCGCGGAUCGGGACUUGCAACCCGUUAAGUUAAAGCGAAAGAGUCAACAAAAUUUCAAAGGCGAUUUUGUUGUUACGCAUGCACAGCAUAAAAAGGAGCAUGUCCGACCCUUUCAGAACAAACGCUUUGGAAAUGAUGUGAAGCCGAACCCGAAGCCGAAGAAGCCAAAAGUACCGCAGCACCUGUUGGAUAAAUAUUCACGUGGUGGCCAGGUAAUGUCGAAAGGCGUUAAGACGAAGCACUUUCAGCAGCAGCAAAAGCGGAAGGAAGUGUAUCUAGAGUAUGCCGAAGAGCAGGCAGCACGUACAGAGCUGCUGCUCCAGGAGGCGCCCGGGAUGUUGGAGGCGGAUAAGGAAGAGAUCACAGCAAACUACCGGCAGGCUGAGAUUGCAGCCAAUCUCGAUUUACAGUCGGCAGCGAAGCAUUUCCAACUGAAUCUCGACUUCGGUCCUUACACUUUGCGUUACACAAAGAACGGUCGCCACUUGUUACUGGGCGGCCGGCGGGGACAUGUUGCAGCGUUCGAUUGGAUCACAAAACGGUUGCAUUGUGAAUUUAACGCCACCGAGAGCGUAGUCGAUGUGCAGUGGCUUCAUGUUCCCACAAUGUACGCUGUGGCGCAAAAAGAAUGGGUUUACUUCUACGACAAAAAAGGAACCGAACUUCACUGCGUCAAGCGUUUGACACGCGUAAAUCGCCUUGACUUCCUGCCCUACCAUUUUCUGCUGGCUGCCGGUAAUAGCAAGGGUUUUGUCUCUUGGCUGGAUGUAUCUAUAGGCGAGCUGGUGGGUAACUAUAACACGGGCCUGGGUGACAUAAGACUCAUGCGUCACAAUCCUGCCAAUGGAGUUUUGUGCAUAGGCGGCGGCAAAGGCGUUGUCUCUAUGUGGUCGCCCAAGGUGCGCGAACCACUGGCCAAGAUGCUGUGUCAUCCAACGGCAAUGACGGCACUAACUGUGGAUCCCAAGGGCCAGCACCUUGUAACCGCCGGUCUGGAUCGUUGUGUUAAGGUGUGGGACAUACGGCAGCUUAACGAUAAGCCACUGGCCGUAUUCCGUCUGCGUCUGCCCGCUAACGAGGUGGAGGUGUCACAACGCGGUGUGCUAGCUCUGUCCCAGGGCACCUAUUUAGAAAUGUACACAGAUCUUUUAACCGGCGGGGGUACCCGAUUCGGCGACAUAGCCCCCUACCUGCGCCAUCGCUGCGACUCAUUUGUGCACUGCCUGCGAUUCUGUCCAUACGAGGAUAUUCUCGGUGUUGCAACCGCCACCGGGUUCCAAUCCUUAUUAGCGCCUGGCUCUGGCGAGCCCAAUUUCGAUGCGCUUGAAGACAAUCCUUAUGAGACACGCAAGCAGCGACGCGAGCACGAGGUUCACGCUUUGCUGGAAAAGAUACCGCCCGAGCUAAUAACGCUAGAUCCAGAAGACAUAACAGCCGUCGAUGCACCUACGUUAGAAGAAAAGAUUGAUGCUAAACGGCAGCUAUUCCACCUGAAGCCGCCUCGUAUUGACAUGAAGACGCGCCACAAAAUGAAGGGCCGUGGUGGCACCGUAAAGGCGGCGCGUAACAAGCAGAUAGUGAAGGAUCAAAAGCGAAAGGAGUUUAUCGCAGAUAUUCGCGAGGCCAAGAAAAACGUUAUUGCAACACAUCGGCAGAGAAAGAGUAGCGGCGGCGACAACAACGAUAGUGCGGAGCCAUCCGUACGCUCGGUAUUGGAUCGAUUCAAGCCCAAAUACCAAAAGAAGCAGAAACACCAGAACUGAUUGCAAGUUUGGUUGGGCUAUUUUAAUUAUUUUAAUUCAAUCCAAGAAAAAAUGUGUACUGUGGUUCAUUUCGGAGAACUUUGUAUAUGAAUAAUUAAAAAACAAUUCCAAUACGUGAUUGAAGAUAUCCUAAA